AUGCUGGAUACAGCUCCACUCGAUGCAGACAACGGUGGUGCAGCAACGAGUGGUUUUACUUAUGCCGCUCAGUACGGUGUUCGGCGAGCAUCAAAUCGUGCGGAUGUAUAUCGAACACAGUUUGGUUCAAUGUCAGCAGAAGAUUAUCUGACUCCGAUGAUACCGGGAAAUCAACGAACGGAUGGAAAUGUGGCUCGGCGUCUUUCUCGAUAUUCAUUUAUCAUUCCACCUCGUUUAUUUGUACAUCCAGUCACGGAUGAUCAAUACUCGCCUCCGACAAGUCGCAGUCAGUCGUAUGGACGUGAUCUUAAAGACAAAGCUGAACAAUCAGGUUAUUUCUUUAGCAUACUUAUUGUUCUCAGUUAUGCUCUUGUCGUCAUUACAUUUCCAUUGUCAUUAUGUUUCUGUCUGAAAGUUGUGCAAGAAUACGAACGGGCAGUUAUAUUCCGACUCGGCCGAAUCCUCGCCGAUGGAGCACGUGGGCCCGGUCUCUUCUUCAUUCUACCAUGUAUCGAUACAUACAGCAAAGUCGAUCUUCGAACAGUAACGUUUGAUGUGCCACCGCAAGAAAUUCUAACACGGGAUAGUGUAACCGUAGCCGUCGAUGCUGUCGUUUAUUUUCGAAUAUUCAAUGCAGUCAUUUCAAUAACGAAUGUCGAAGAUGCGGCCAAGUCAACGAAACUCCUCGCGGCAACUACACUUCGAAAUGUUUUAGGUACAAAAACACUUCAUGAAAUUCUGGCUGAACGUGAUAAGAUCGAUACUGUUAUCCAGACUGCCCUCGACGAAGCAACAGAUCCCUGGGGUGUUAAAGUCGAACGGGUUGAAGUUAAAGAUGUACGUCUUCCAGUGGCAUUACAAAAGGCAAUGGCAGCCGAAGCGGAAGCAUCUCGAGAUGCUCGUGCAAAGAUUAUUGCUGCUGAAGGUGAAAUGAAAGCUAGUCGCGGUUUGAAAGAAGCAGCUGAUAUCAUAAAUGAGUCACCUAUUGCUAUGCAACUACGAUAUUUACAAACACUAACACAAAUUGCUGCCGAACGCAAUUCAACAAUUGUUUUUCCUGUUCCUGUUGAACUUUUACAGGCUGUACCAUUGUAUAAACGAUAA
Adineta ricciae is the source of this 1104-nucleotide messenger RNA. The record is from the annotation of a GenBank genome assembly. Lineage: Eukaryota; Metazoa; Rotifera; Eurotatoria; Adinetida; Adinetidae.